This is a messenger RNA of Westerdykella ornata, 1542 nucleotides long. RefSeq lists its product as uncharacterized. The coding region runs from base 187 to 1389 and encodes 400 amino acids. Gene Ontology annotation, molecular function: glycosyltransferase activity. The record is from RefSeq and is a predicted model, not a curated record. Gene Ontology annotation, cellular component: Golgi membrane. Lineage: Eukaryota; Fungi; Ascomycota; Dothideomycetes; Pleosporales; Sporormiaceae. The transcript has 3 exons. Gene Ontology annotation, biological process: protein N-linked glycosylation.
UUCGCCCCUGCACGUCCCGUCGUCCCACUGCGCCUGCCGCAACGGGUGGCUGCCGAUACCCACCGUCGCCAGCUCCCGUCCGGAGUACAUAUCACUGUCUCGCGUCUGUCCCUCCUCUCUCCACCACAGCAUCCGUCAAUAAUCUCUCAAUCCGCCCACGCUCGUCUAUCCACCCCCUUCUGCAAGAUGCCGCCCGUUCUCUCCGUCCAUCGGAUCAUUGCAGUAGGCGUGGCCGUCUUCUUCGUCCUGCUGCUGUUGUUCUCCGCAUUCCACCAGGGCGUCACACCCAUACAAACGCUAAAGGACACUGCUAAUUCCGCCGCCGAACGAAUCUGCACGAGCGGGAGUGAUCAUGAUGCGCCCCUACUUGGAGAUGUUCCGUUUUCGCAAGGCAUACACAGUCUCUACAAGUCGAUCCGGCACUCCGUGACCGCGAAGACCUACCAGGACCCCACCGGCCGCCAGUUCACCCUCCCAGACAAGGAACCCGCCUGGACGAGUCCUCUGGGCUCCAAGAUUCUCAUCGUCGACAUGGACACGCGCAUCCCCACCGGCGACAAUGAGCUGUGGAACCCGACCACCAUGGACUACGCCUCCCUCGACGCCAGCAAAGGCGGCCAGAUGGUCUCCGCUGCCUUCAUGAACCACUUCUUGUACUCGCAAAUCCACGGCUACGACUACAAAUUCUUCGCCGCCAAGAGCCUCAAGGACCACCACGACACGUGGAUCAAGCCCCAUGUGCUCUACGACCUCCUACACUCGUACCAGUUCGUCGUCUUCAUUGACGCCGACGCUACUAUCCAGCAUCUUGAACUCCCGCUCGAGUGGCUGUUCAAUAAGUGGGGCAUUGGCCACGCAACCACCAUUGCCAUGCCCAUCGACACGGAGGAAGUCGUCAACGGUGACCAGCAUAUCAGCACCGACUCCAAGGGCAAGGUGGUGCUGAAUACUGGGUUUAUCGUCACGCAGGCGCUGCCGCUGGCCUUUGAGAUGCUGGAUGCGUGGAGGAAGUGUACGACAGGGGCAAGGUGGAAAGAUUGUAAGCAGUGGGCCACGCAGUGGAGCCACGAGCAGAGGGCAUUUAGCGAGUAUGUGCGCUAUGACUUCAAUCCGCACGGGAAUAUUGUGGAAAUCCCCUGUGACGACGCCAUGGGCUUCCCCGGCAUCGUAGAAAACAAUCCGCGCGUCAUAAGCAACUGCACCGGCCAAUUCGUCCGCCACCAGACCAUUGGCAAAGAGGCGACGAAGACGAAUGCAGGCAAUGCGCUCAUGCAGAGUAUGGCGGAGUUGAUGCAGAAGGCGCUGAUACAGGAGAAAGCGAGAUACUGGAUCGCUGAUGACAAGAUCAAUAUUGGGAGUUUCUUGAAAAUAUUUCAGAAGCGUGAUUGAGCAGAAGAAAUAGCGAAUGGGCAUAAUCUGGCGAUUUGGGAUGGGUUGGUAUGGCCUCUUCGGAUGCUUUCGCUUUACGGCGAGAGCCUGUUUCUACAUCAUAUUCUGUCCCCUUUUCGCGACCCCGACACAUUACGACGGGAGAGGCGAUUC